AUGGAUGAUAGACGUGUUAAGAAGUUAACUCAUUUAUUUUCGUUAAAUAAACAAAUUUACAAAGAUGGUAAUGAUUGUUUUCUCUGUAGUGCUUGUAAAUUAGGUAUAACAGAUGAAUUUUAUUUACGCGCUGGUUCAGGAAUUUAUCAUGAAACAUGCUUACAAUGUUCAGUUUGUCAAAUCGUACUUGAUGAACAAUCAACAUGUUUUUUAAAAGGUGUACAUAUUUUAUGUCGACAAGAUUAUCAUAAAUAUUUUUCAAAUAAAUGUUCAAAAUGUACUCGUUUUAUUCAUCCAAAUGAUUGGAUUCGACGUGCAUGUGAUAAUAUUUAUCAUUUAACAUGUUUUGCAUGUUAUAUAUGUGAACGACAAUUAUCAACAGGCGAAGAUUAUUCUUUAGAAGAUGGCCAUAUUUUAUGUAAAAUGCAUGUUAUUAAUAGAAAUGAUGAUAAAAAUGAUGAUAAUAAACAAAAUAAAACAAAAAGAAUUCGAACAGCAUUUAAUGAAGUACAAUUACAAAUUUUACAAGCUAGUUUUGAAAUUGAUCAAAAUCCAGAUGGACAAGAAUUAGAUCAUAUUUCUCAAGUAAUAGGAUUAAGUAAACGAGUUAUUCAAGUAUGGUUCCAAAAUACUCGAGCUCGACAAAAAAAGCAAAAGGCAAUAUCUCAAAUACAAAUGCCAAACAGUGAUAGUGAUACUUCAAUGUCUGAUGAUAUUGGUGAUAGUGCGUUAGUUUAUAUUUCAUAA
Messenger RNA from Adineta steineri, 747 nucleotides. The record is from the annotation of a GenBank genome assembly. Lineage: Eukaryota; Metazoa; Rotifera; Eurotatoria; Adinetida; Adinetidae.